This is a messenger RNA of Felis catus (domestic cat), 2254 nucleotides long. It is a transcript of the gene RIPPLY1, whose product is annotated as ripply transcriptional repressor 1. The transcript is spliced from 4 exons. The record is from RefSeq and is a predicted model, not a curated record. Lineage: Eukaryota; Metazoa; Chordata; Mammalia; Carnivora; Felidae. The coding region runs from base 1112 to 1672 and encodes 186 amino acids. Gene Ontology annotation, cellular component: nucleus. Gene Ontology annotation, biological process: embryonic pattern specification; negative regulation of transcription by RNA polymerase II.
CGGUGCUGGACACUGAGCUCUGGAGGAAUAUUUUCGGGACUUCUACAGCACUAGGAGCCCGCCAGUAGUUGUAACUGGAAGCUUUCUGGCAAAGGCCCAGAAGACUGGCUAAGGCCAAGGACUGUGCUGUAACCGCCAAGCUUGCCUCUGGAUCAGUACCCAUUUACCCAGGCCCUGUCACAGAGUGUUCAGGCUGGCAGGGCCCUUUGAGGCCACUGGACCCACACCCUGCACCUUCCUCUCACACGUGAGGGAACUGAGGCCCCUGGGCCAGGGAUGGUUCUUCAGCAGCUUAAUGGCCAGGCAGAACCCUGCCUCCCAGCCCCCCUCCCACUAGCAUGCUGGCUCCUGGUGCUGAGUUCUGAAAUUUGGAAUCUGAGGUGGAAGCCCUGAAAUGCUGCCCACACACCUUUACCGGACCACUUACUGCUGAGGCUGGAGAGGAGACUCAGGCACUUUUGCAAAUGAACUGACCCAUAAAGCAAAGGGCAUGGAAAGAAGAUUUGAGGCUCACUCCACAGGCAACUGGACCUGCUCCAUCCAGAACCUCCUUUUUUCCUAACCCAGGUGGUAUGCUUAAUGGCAGGCACCCCAUGUCAGGUCCACUUGGCAAAUCUCUUUGGGGUUUGAGCCGAAGUGAUGUGUGAGUCCCUCACUCUCCCCUUCUUGUUGGGAACCGGCUUUGACAAAGGCCUGUCUAUCCAGCCCUCUGUGCCUGACAACUUUCUGUGGUUCGGGGUGCUAAUGAGCUUCCCUCCUUUCUCCCCUCUGGCUUUGCUACUGCCUGGGGAAUUUGCACAAAUGGUGUGUGAUUUGGCCCUUUUGUGUUUUCCUUUCUGACUUGGAGGUAAAGAAAAUCCCUCACCCCCCACUGACUCUCUGUUUAUUCAACUGGGAGAACUUUCACACCCAGGGACCCAGCUCCCCCUCCCUGAGCUCCCAUUCUAAAUCUUCAUCCCUCCUCCCAGGUCCCCCAGCCCUGCACUGCCCUGAAUAAUUUAUGAGUCUAAGAAGGCCUUAUAAAAGGGUCUCCAAGGAAAGGCCAGAAGAAUGCAAGAGGUUCUGAGAAAUAGGAGCCCCUACAGCCUGCCUGGCUUCCAAUCCCCUAAGGAUGGACUCUUCUGUUCCUGCUGCUGCCCCUGUCCCAGCCCUGGCCCUGGUCCUAGCUCCAGCCCUCCCGCAGGCCCCCCAGGCACUCCCUGGCCUAUUAAGUCCAUCACCACUUGCUUCCAGACAGCAUGUAGGUGGCAGUGAAAGAGGAGCUUGCCUUUGGAGGCCCUGGCUGUCCUCUACAAAUGACCCACCAACGGAGGUGAGGAAACUCAUAGACUCGGCUACUGGUGGGGCAACAGGUGCCAAAGUCACCAAGGCUAACUCCGAGUUCCAUCACCCUGUCAGGUUCUUCUGGCCUAAAUCCCACUCUUUUGACUACCUGUACAGUGAUGGGGAGAUUCUGCUGCAGAACUUCCCUGUCCAGGCCACCAUCAAUCUAUAUGAGGACUCAAACAGUGAAGAGGAGGAGGAAGAGGAGGAGGAGGAGGAGGAGGGGGAAAAGGACAAAGAAGAGGAGAAAAAAGAGAAGGCAGAUGAAAAGGGGCUCGAAGAGUGUGUGAGGGCACCACACAUAGCCACAGCUCAUCCUCCUUCCCCACUCUUGAUGUGCCCAAACUGAACCGGUCAGAGUCUGGUUGGGGUUUAGUAUGCUUGGCAAGCCUCUAGAGCAUCAGUUUGACAGGAAUCUCCGGAUAUAGCCCUCUGUAUUGAAAGUUGGGUUCUUGAGUCAACAGGUCACUCUGGCUAUAUUCAACUGGCCUAUGAACAUAGACCUCGGGCACCUCAUUGUGUUGCUGUUGUGUUGAGUGAGAAGGUCCAAGGAGCUCUAGGGGAAGACUUGCUUUCCGAAGUCCCCUGGAAGCAGAUCAAGACAAUGCAUGCCCAUGUGGAGAGGAACAGUUACUCUUUGUUGGUGGCGGGGGGAAUCUUUGACUCCCCAGCAUUCCAGCUGGCCACAGAGUCCUGUCUCCCCACAGAAAGCCUGACAUCUGGCUUCACUUCCAGGGAUACAACCAUCAGAUACAAGUAAAGUUGAGGCACCUCUCUGAUGGGCCUUGCAGGAAAGGAAAGGGGCAUCUAGAAAAUCAGCUUGCUUUGAGGGCCUCCCUCCAUUUUGCCUGCUAUCGAUUGGGGUCUGUGUGUUGGUAUGAAAUGAAUCAGGAGAAAAAUAAACUAGAUGAUGUGUGCUCUUUUCCUGGAA